Molecule: messenger RNA, 459 nt
Organism: Podospora pseudopauciseta
Lineage: Eukaryota; Fungi; Ascomycota; Sordariomycetes; Sordariales; Podosporaceae
Exons: 2
Coding region: 1-459 (152 amino acids)
Source: RefSeq, a predicted model, not a curated record
AUGGCGACGAAUCAUCGCCGUCAACACAGACCGUUUAGCGCCCUUUCUGUGGUGCCGCUUGCGAACCAAAUUUUACUUUUAUUUUUCGCGAGCACAGACACUCAACCACCGUCUGCUCACACGAGGACAACGCUCGCUCGCGACAAAUUUUCGUCCCAACAUCAUCCAAGCCAAGCAUAUCUCACUCACAAAAGUCUCGCCACCAUGGCACCUAAGUCGAUCGAGGAGGCGAAGAACCGAGCGGAGCAGGGGAUUCAGAAAUCCUGGGACGCAAUGGGCUCUCUGAUGGGUCUUGUCGACGACCUUGAUUCCUUCAACCAGGAACUCAAGCAAAUUUUCGAGAGCUACAAAAACAUACCCAUCCCACCUGGGUUCCGCCAAGGGGGCCAUCUUCCAAAACAGGAACCUACGCCGCCGGCGGACAGUCGCGAACAGGGAAGUUCGAGCCAACUGUUUUGA